Messenger RNA from Zootoca vivipara (common lizard), 8815 nucleotides. RefSeq names its product lemur tail kinase 2 (gene LMTK2). The record is from RefSeq and is a predicted model, not a curated record. Lineage: Eukaryota; Metazoa; Chordata; Lepidosauria; Squamata; Lacertidae. Gene Ontology annotation, molecular function: protein kinase activity; ATP binding. Gene Ontology annotation, biological process: protein phosphorylation.
CCUCUCAGGUAGCCCGGAAGAUGGCGGCGGCGAGAGGCGCUGUCGCUGCUGCUGUCGCCGGUGCGGACGUCUGGGCUGCGUGAGGCGAGCGGGAAUAUUUCACCCCCGCUCCCACCCUCCUCCUCCUCCUCCUCCAGCUGCUUCCGCUUCUUUAUCGCUGUUUCGGCGGGAACCGAUGCCGGGGACGGCCUUGCCGCGAGGGCUGAGGGGAGACGCGGAGGGCGCCGGCAGGCCUGGCGGCGGGCGGCGCUGAGGGCGCGAUGCGGGGCAGGCGCCGGCGGCGGUUCCGGGGGGCCAGCGGGCGGCUGGGCCGGCCUCUGCCCCCCUGGCUCGGCCUCCUCUUCUUCGGCUUCCUGUCGGCGUUGCUGGGAGGCGGCGAGGCGGCUCCUCUCCCGCAAGCAGGUGCAGGGGAAGCAGCAGCGACUGAAGUUCCCUUCUCGUUGGUGAUUAUUUCUGCCUGCAGCCUUGUAGGCUUGGUACUUCUGCUUGUGAACUGUGUAUCCUGUUGUAAAGAUCAAGAGAUAAACUUCAAGGAAUUUGAAGAUAAUUUUGAUGAUGAAAUAGACUUUACACCACCUGCGGAAGACACCCCAUCUGUCCAGUCCCCAGCCGAAGUGUUCACACUUACAGUUCCCACUGUUUCUUUACCAGCUCCAUCACAGUUCCAGCAUCCUACAGAAGGGUUGAAAUCCCAAGUCGUCCGUCAAAAUCUUAACUAUAUCCAAGAAAUUGGAAAUGGCUGGUUUGGAAAGGUUUUGCUUGGGGAGGUUUACACAGGCUCCAGCGUGGCCAGAGUUGUUGUGAAGGAGCUGAAAGCAAGUGCCAGUUCCAAGGAGCAAGAACAAUUUUUGAGGCAUGGAGAGCCAUAUUUAAUUCUUCAGCAUCCAAACGUCCUCCAGUGUACAGGGCAGUGUGUGGAAGCCAUCCCCUAUCUUUUGGUAUUUGAGUUUUGUGACUUGGGUGACCUAAAAACGUACCUUUGCAAUGAACAGGAGAAUAUUAAAGGAGAUUCCCAAAUAAUGCUGCUACAAAGGAUGGCGUGUGAGAUUGCAGCUGGACUCUGCAUAAUGCAUAAACAUAAUUUUGUCCAUGGUGACCUAGCCUUACGCAACUGCUUCCUUACAUCCGAUCUAAACGUAAAAGUGGGGGAUUAUGGAAUAGGAUUCAGUAGGUAUAAGGAAGAUUAUAUUGAAACAGAUGAAAAGAAGCUUGUGCCUCUUCGAUGGACUGCACCAGAGCUGGUGACUAGCUUUCAGGACAGACUGUUAACAGCUGAGCAAACAAAGUACAGUAAUAUCUGGUCACUAGGUGUAACGCUAUGGGAGCUUUUCAGCGGUGCUGUGAAGCCUUACUCACAUUUAUCUGAUGAUGAAGUCCUGGUGCAGGUCAUAAAAGAGAAGCAGACUAAGCUUUCGGAACCUUGUCUUGAGCAGCCAUAUUCUGAUAGAUGGUAUGAAGUUUUGCAGUUCUGUUGGCUGUCUCCAGACAAGAGAGCAACAGCAGACGAAGUGCAUAAGCUUCUAACGUUUCUCCGUAUGCAAAGUCAAAGGGAUUCGGUGAUUGAUCCUGAUCAGUGGAAUGAUCUCAAGCCUGAUACUUCAAACAGAGAGUCCUCUGGUAACUCUGCCUUUCCAAUCCUGGACCAUUUCACAGGCAACAGGUUUGGCCGUGAGAUGGAAGAAGUUCUCACGGUAACUGAAACAAGUCGAGGGCUCAACUUUGAAUGCAUCUGGGAAGCAGCCAAACAAGACCACUUUGAAUGCAGCCAGGCAAAUCCUGAUGAGGGAAUGGCUUAUACCAAUAUCUUCUUCCCAGUGGAGGUUUUUGAGAACACACUUACGGAGCAAGGACCUGGGGAUCAAGUUGAAAGUGGGCAGGAUGUGCUUCGUGUCGCUGGGGAACUUCCCGUGUUUAAUGCCCAAAAGCCUUCUGUUGGAAAUGAUUAUUACAUCCAGUUAGAAGAGAAGAGCAGAGACAAUAGUGUAAACUUUGAUAACCAGGAUUCUAUAUUGAUGACUGACAUGAACAGUCAUGCAGUUGUAAAGGACAAAAACUCUCACUUCAUAGUUCUUGGGGACUUUGUUGCUGAAUCCACUACAGAUAGGGACUCUCUCCAUUACAAUACAUAUCCCAAGGAACAGGAUUUCCAUGUUCAUUGUCCUGAAAGUCCUUUCCAAGAUAUAUUUAGUGAUAUCGACAGAAUGGAACAAUUUACAGAUACGAGAAAUAGGUUUGAGGUGGCUGAUCUAAAUGAUAUUCAUGUCGAACUUGAAGCAGUUUCAUAUUCAGGUCUUGAGGGGUCUGUAGUUGAUCAGCUCCAGAAGGGAAGUCCCAAACAUGCUUCUGAAAGUGAAGCUGUUUGCUUGCAGGAGGAUAUCAUAAUGCAGUCUGAUCCUAGCUUACUGACUUCAGAAGAGCUGUCGGAUAACUUUCUUUUCCUUCAAGAGAACAAUUUACUAAAGGGGGCACUGAGUAACAGAACUGGUGGUGGUGACUUAAAAAUAGCAUCUGACAACACAAAAAUGCUAGAUCCACCAAAUACAAACUCUCUGGGGGUUGGACUUAAAAUGGCUGGGAAUUCUCCAGUCCAUGAAGACGAACAUUUUGUGCAAAUGAGCACAAAUAAAAGCAAAAGUAUUCCGCCCCAGCACCUUAUGCAAGGUCAAAUGUCUCCUAGGUCACCUGCUGUGGAUAAGGAGGAGGUAUCCCCCUUAUCAGGAACUGAAAAACCCUCUCCUAACAUAGAAGUUAAUGAUAACUCUGCCUGCAGUAUUGAUUACUCUUACCUUGACAUGGAUCAAGUCUCUGAAGCUGGCUUUAAUGAAACGUUGCCCAUGAAUGCCAAAAACCAAACUAAUGGGAGUAGCCCCUGUCAUAGCACUGGACUCCAUGCUCAAGAGGAUCUGAAGAGUAAGCCAACUGGAUUAGAGCAAGGUGAUGAGUAUAUUCUGGAGCCAACGGACGAAACUUUAACCGAGGUUCAGAAAUGUAACAAGGAGACCCCGGUCAAGGAUAUUGCACUUUUGUCUGUCCUUCCUUCAGACCGUACAAGUCACGACAGUCUACUGGAGGACAGUUUAUCAGCUCCCACACAGAGCAUGGGGCAGUCUGUUGAUACACCAGACUCAUUGGAUUCAUUAGAUGUUAUUGAGGUCUUAGAGUCUUUAGUGGGUCAGAGCCCCCAGAAACCUUUGCCACCUGAUAAACCUGCUGACAGUGGCUAUGAAACUGAAAACCUGGAGUCUCCUGAAUGGACUUCACACCUUGUUGGCAGCAACUCCAAUGAAGACAUGGCUUUGUCCAGUGCUGCUGGUGAUGGUCUUUUGCAUGAUAAGCCUAUGGUCAUUCUGUCGUCAGAUGUCAAUACAGACUUAGGCACAGCAGAUACCAUGGAUACAUUUGAAGGCAUCUCUAAGACUUCUUUUGGUGGCAUCCAGAAUUCGUACAGGGAUUCUGCCUAUUUUUCUGAUAACGAUUCUGAACUAGAUAAGAAAUCUGAGGUUAUAAAUACAUUGACAGACGCUCAAGUACGAACAGAGGGUGGUAUGUGCAGUGACUACUUUGAAAUAGAAGAGAAUAAAAAUGCAGAAAAUCGGUCAAGUGAUGAUCAAGUAGCCAGUGACCAGUUCAUAAUGAACUCACGCUUGCAGGUAGAGUUGGAGGAGAAGCUGGAGACCGCUGAAACAAAUCUAGAGUGUCUUCAUAAAGGUGACAAUACAGCUUCAUUGCUACCUGUGGUAGAUCUAGAGGCUACUGAUGAAGAUGACAUUGAGAUCAUAUAUGAGGAUUCCCUCAGAAGUGUCUCUUGCACAGGCACUAACACAGCAGACUUCCUUCCUGAGAGAGAGAUAAAGCUCACCCCUAACUUGUAUGGCCCUGCUGAAGUGUUGGAGAAAUCCUUAGUGUGCCAUUUUGAAGGUCAUAAUAAGUUGAAAGAGCCAGACAUCGAAGGAAAAUACCUUGGAAAACUUGAUGUUUCUGGGAUGCUUGAUCUAUCAGUGGAUGGGGAUGAUGCUGAUGAAGAAGAUGAGAACAGUGAUGAUUCUGAGGAUGAUAUGAGAACUUUCCACUUGCAUGGACUUAGCUCUGACAGCGAUGAGGAAAUUGUCCAUCAAGUACCAGUGAUCCUUACUGAUAGCGAUGAUGGCAAACAUCUAAGGAGCUUGUUAAAACAUCCGAAGCCACCAGGGCAGAACAACCCUUCUGAAAACUUUAUGAAGAAUGAGAGGAAAGCAGUAACAUUCUUUGAUGAUGUCACAGUCUAUCUUUUCGAUCAGGAAACACCAACCAAAGAGCUCGGAAAUCGUGCUACAGAAUCAAACCAAUCAGAUUCUGAUAACACUCCUGUUCCCGCUUCAGGCCCUGGUUACUUGAAUAAAUUUACAAAUUCAGAAAGUUCUACAGACGAAGAAGGUGGAGGUUUUGAAUGGGACGAUGACUUCUCUUCUCCAGAGCCCUCUUUCAUAGCAAAGGCAGCAAACAGCCUCAUUAGUUCCAAGCCUUCUCUUCAGACCUCAAAGUACUUCUCCCCACCACCACUGCCUCGAAGCUCUGAACAAAACUGGUCGAAUCCUUUACCUUACUCCAGGUUCUCUAUCUCUCCAGCAAACAUUGCAAGCUUCUCGCUCACUCACUUUACGGAUUCUGAUAUUGAACAGGGAGGGAGCAGUGAAGAUGGAGAAAAAGACUGAAGCUUCUUCCCUCGGUGCAUGGUCAUCGUUUUGUGGGGGGUCACGUCUGCUUUUUGCCUAACCGCCAAUAUUUUCGUUUUCGAAAACGACUACCUUCUUGCAUCUGAAAACAAAGCAGACCCGCUGAAAUCCAAUAAUCAAGAUGUUUGCACACCCUGAAGGCAAUAUUAGACCAAGACCUGAACUCGAAGGUGGAUGUUACUUUUUGUAGUGUACUGUUUUUUGAAAACUGGUGCAUUUUGCAUUUCCUUUAAAAAUAUAUAUCAUGUGCUAGCUUUCCCCUUCUCUCCCCUCCCCUACUUCUCCCCAAAGUACUUGAAGUAUCCUGCAGACAAUUUGUAACAAAUAUGUACAAGUUAUGCUCUGGUUUAUAUAUAGGAUUGUACCAUACCCUUUUGUAUUCUCAAUGUAUUAUCUAUAUGAACAUGUAAAAUUGUACAUAGCUGAGCAGAAGGUGGCUAUGUCAAUUGAAGCUGCCUGACUUGAGAGCUGUUGUGUAGAAAGCCAUAUUUCAAAGACUUCACACCUUGCUUAGCUGCAGAUGCACUAGUAACUGCCCUUCCCAGGUCCCUCUGCGUUGUACAAAGCCAUUCUUCUUUGCUUCUUGAUUGAUGGAAAUUGUUGGGGUCCUUUACCUGCCUAACUGGUUUGCUUUGUGCUCCUGUGCCCCUUUUUGCACAGCGUACUUGUCGGGGUAUACAGAGCUUGAGUCUUCCUGUUUUUAUAAUUUCUGGAGCUUUGUAUGCUCUCCCCUUUUCUAAAAGGGUAAUUCACUUUCUUAUAUUCCCAUUUGCAGUACAGUGGUCAACGAACUGACUUUUUAGUUAUAGUUGGCUAAAAAAAAUUGUGGUGUUGUAACAUUCUUCUGUUUGCUUCCCUCCGCACCCAAGACUCAAUAUCCAUGUGUGUGUGUGUGUCCUUAAAUGAUGGUCUUGGUUACUGGGUAACUUCUUGAAUCGCUCAUCUCAUCUUCAGGGAACUGUUCACAUUUCUGCUGAUGCAAUGUAAAAGGGGAUGUGUUGACUCAUGCCGUUGCUGUUUCUCUUUGUGUUUGAAGUUAGGUUUCUCUAAAGAAGCAGCUUUAGUAGAGCAGGCUUGCUGGGUCUCCCUGGGUUCUCUGUUGCGUCACCUGUGGAUAUUUGAGAACCAAUCUUCAAUAGAGAUUUGGGUCUUCUGUGCCUGCUGUAGUUGGCACAUACUGCAGGUUUCCAUGCAAAACUGAUAGUUCUAAUACCUUAAGGAUGGCUGAUAGAAACUUAAGGGCUAAUUGGCAGUGUGUUAUUAGACCCAGAUCUUUCAGAGCUUUUAAAUCCCUUGCCAGAGCUCUGUGUUGCUGUUGGAAAGCUACUCUGACAUUUAUAAAAUAGGAAGGGGUUUAGUGUAUAGCUCUCCUAAGUAUGGUGAACUCAGAAUAUAAGCUGCAGGGUACCGUCUCCCCCCCCCCCCCGUCUCACUCUUAAAAUGAGCACUUGAGCUGUAAAAUGUGUGUUGCAGCCUCAGCUUUGGCAGUGUGUAAAAAAAUGUUUUGUUUUUUUUUAAAAAUUAAGCUAUCUAGCUGACCUGCACAGGUUUCUUUCUGCUUAAGGCCUGAGAACAUCUGUAAAUGGCAUGAAAAUUGGUAUCUUUUAAACCUUCUCAUCAAAGAAUGUAUGAAAGUAUUGAGAGCUUUCCUUUGCCCUUCUCCUUCAGCCAGGCUGGUUCUCAUGAGCCCUGCAGAGGGCAGAAAUUGAAGUGCAUUAAAACUGUGAGUUAUGGAUUCCCCUAUUACACAAGGAACUCAGAAGUCCUAACGAAAAAUUAAUAGAACAGCUUGAGACAUGUAUUGCUUCAAGCAUUUGCCCGCAACAUCAUUUCAUGUGCCAACUUUUCUCUAAAGCUAUACUGUCAGUUUGGAGUAUCCCACAAUGUUUGUUCUUGGAGGAGCAAAUUUUAAUGUGCACUGAAUUAAUUUUCAAAAUACACACUAUAGCCUUGGGUCUAUUUGGAAUGGUUCUUCCUCUUUUGGACAGGCCAGAGUCAAGUAGGGAGAUUUUUAAAGUUGCAUUAGGUUGUUUCUUCCUCUUUCUGCUUUUUGUUAAUGUAAUAAAAUUAAAAGCAAGGAAACACAAAAGUGAACCUGCCCUACAGAGUUUUCAGCAAUAUGUGGAAUUGUGCAGUAGAAAGUAUAGGCUCCCUAACUUUGUGGUUUAUGACUUCAGGCUUAGUUUAUGGCAAGGAGAUAAGCUGUGGCUCUCUAGAUGCUGUUGGACUCCAACUCCCAUCAGCCCCAGCCAGCAUAUCCAGUGGUUAGGGAUGGUGGGAGUUGUAGCCCUACAGCCUCAGGAGAGGAACAGCUUAGCCACCCCUGGUUUAUGACGUAAAGGGGUGCAUUGGUAGUAUUCUUUGCUUUUAUCCAAUCUUUUUUUUAAAGUGUGAAAAUUAUGAAUACCCUAAUCUCACUUUCCUCAUGACUGCAUUUUUUCUGGGUGCUUGAGGCAUCUUCCUGCCCCCUUUUGCCAAAGAAUCGGCACUCCAAAGUCUCAUGCUGCAGAUAGAAGUUGGCUUGCUUACUCCCAGAUUGGAAUUCACACGGGGAAUUCACACAGUUUGGAGAUGCAGCCAGCCACAAGCCUAACAUCUGAUGCAUUAAGUGGCUUCAGGGCUGUCCGGGGUAGGGGGUGGGGUGGGGGCAAUAGAAAACACUUCCUGGAAUGGAUUCAUAAGGCUGGCACUAAUGAUGAGGGAGGCUUAAAAAAAAAAACAACUCCACAGACUGUAACACACACUUGUUGCUUUGGCCAUAUGAAAUGCAAAGUCGCUAUCUCUGACGCUUGUUCUUCCACUCUGUGGUGAGAUCCCAGAGUCCAUUUGUGUCAUUAGCAAGACAGAAUUUCAGAGUACAUCCCGUGAACACAAAACUCUCUCAUAGUGGGCAAAAUGAUAUUGUGAGGCACCUGUAACUAACCAAAAGCUCUUAAAACGAGUGUAUUUUAAAGCACGCGUGCGUGCACACACACACACACACACACACACACACACACACACACAGGCUAGUAGCCCUAACAAGUCACUUGAAGACCAAAUUUAUACCUUUUAAACCCUCUACAUGGUUUCUUUGCUGCAUGGUUCACAAGCUGACUUCUUUGUCCUUUCGCACCUUAGUUACCCAGAUGACAGUUGUGUGUUUUGCAAGAUUUGAGCAGGUUAGCAUUUGUGGUGGUGGUUGCGAGUAACAGUUCUCUUCAAGGGGGUGGCGGGAGUUGUAUGUUUCCUUCAUACUUAAAAGCCUGUGUUUUUAAAGGAGGGUGGUGUCUUUAGGACUAGACGCAAAUCCAAGAAUUAACAUCUUAUCCCAACCUUCGCUGCUGCUGUUGCUGCUGCAUGUGUUUAGGGUUGCUGCUUCUCUCCCCUUCCCCACUGCCCCCCCCCAGUAGAUCACCUGUACAUUUAAACAGCUGCAUGUUAAAACUUUUAGCAAGCAAUUCCACCCUGACCCCCCAGUUUUAAGGAUGAAUUGCUAGGAAGAAGCUUUAUGUUGUAAAGUUCUUCUCCUGUGAUUCUUCUGAAGGCACCAGAGCCCAGCCAGAAAGUUUUGGCUGUUGAAGGGGUCUCUUGUCUUUGCUGCUCCAAGGUGAGGAAGAAGAGUCACUUGGGGAACAGAGCAAGGCAUUAGCAAGAGCUUAUUUAACACCCAAUUUUGUGGGGUUGUUAAUAAGCCCUGGAACCGGGAGCAUCAGCGCCACAAUUGUACCAGUGCAGCUGUGCUCUUGCUAUUCCCCUGCAGGGGCCAUGUGUUUUGUAAAUUGGAGCUGGACUUUUCAUAAUGGCCAGGUUGGUGUAGCAGUUCAGAGAGGCCCAGGCUGAAAGAUGGAGGGUGGUAUCCAAUGCCACUUGUACUCUGAGUAGACCCACUGAAAGUCAGUCAACUUCAUUCAUUCCAAUGGAUUUACUCUUUGAGUUGGGUUAGCUUUGGAUACAACUCAGUAGGUCAUGCGUUCCCCUCACCCAGAUCCCACCCCUGUAAAGUAACGUUUGCAAUGCAGCAAUUCAAAAUGAAGAGAGUUUUAAUUGAUAAAUAAUUUUCCAAGUUCUGUGCACAAGUGAGAAGGGGAAAGCCACUGCUUUUAUUGGAAAUGGAUUCUCUU